This is a messenger RNA of Acyrthosiphon pisum (pea aphid), 2056 nucleotides long. Its product is annotated as transcription factor Adf-1. Gene Ontology annotation, cellular component: nucleus; transcription regulator complex. The record is from RefSeq and is a predicted model, not a curated record. Bases 117 to 884 code for a protein of 255 amino acids. The transcript is spliced from 6 exons. Gene Ontology annotation, biological process: regulation of transcription by RNA polymerase II. Lineage: Eukaryota; Metazoa; Arthropoda; Insecta; Hemiptera; Aphididae.
GCUCUAUGAAACAUGGUUAAACAGAACGCCUUAUUCACGCGCGUCAAGCUGUCGUUCCGUUGUGUCUAUUGAUAUUGCAAUAUUACAGUACAAACUACAAAUUAUAUUUAAAAAAAAUGACAGAACAACUUAUAGAAUUGGUGAGAAAACAUACGUUUCUUUAUGAUACCAGUUGCAAAAGUUAUAAGAAUGUUGGUUUGAAGGAUGAGACUUGGAAAAACAUUGGACACGAAUUGAAUGAAAAUGAUGAAGUGCUAAAAAAAAAAUGGAAAAGCAUAAGAGACAACUAUUUACGAUACAAAAAAGAAAUAAAUGACACAACAGGACAAGCCACUAGAAAGUAUCAAAAUUGGCCGUGGGCAAGUCAGUUAAAAUUUUUAGAUAAAUUUUUAGCUCCAAGACAAACGACAUCCAAUAUUACAACUGACUUUCCAUUAGAGAUACAGAUACAAGAAUUAACAUCUCCUUCACAAAUAACUUCUCCAUUUCAGGCAUCAAUAUCAAUUUUCGACGUCGAAGAAUCGGAUGAUCCUCAAUUAUACACGCGUACUGAUUCUACAUUACCAGCACCGAAGAAAAUUAAAACAAAUAGUAAAGAACCUAAUAAUCAGCCUGUUGGCGUUUAUUUAGGAAAUAAAAAGAAACAUACAUAUGAUAGUGUUGAUCACUUAUUUCUCAGUUAUGCAGGAACCUUCAAAAAGUUUUCAGAAAGAAAUCAAAUAAAGGUUAAAGUAGAACUUGCUAAAUUAUUCGCUGACAUGGAAUUAAAAGAACUGGACGAACGUGGUCCUUCAAGUUCACUUUCCCUGCAUACUCCAAUGAGCAAUUAUUCAAAUGACUCUGAUUUUUCUCAACCAAAAACAAAAAAGCUUUUCAAAACGUGAUGUCAUCAUCAGAAAACUGUUCUACAGUUAAGUGACACCUUUUUGAGGCCGUCCCUUGACCCCGCCGACCAUGUGAUUUCCAGUCCAUUGACCAUUACAUAGUUCUAUGAUUAUAAUAUCUUAGUCCAUGGAUAUCAGUUACACAGUUAAUAAUUUUUAGUUAUCACAAUUUAAGAUAAUAUAUUAUUUAUGUAUUUUUUAAGUAUAUCUUAAAUUGUGAUUGUUACUAAUAGUUAAUUUGUGCCUAAUGAAGUAUAUGGGUAUUUAUAAUAAAUGGUAUAAUAUUAUAAUACCUUAAUUCUAAAUUAAUUUCUACAUUUCUAAUGUUUAUUAUUAUUAUUAGACAAUACUACAAUAGUUAUUAUUUUUGAAUAUUAUUACCUAUUAGAUUAUUAUUAUAAUUAUUAUACUCAACAUUUCAAUAUUCUCCAUGUCGGGCGGUCAGAUUUAGGCAGACGCAUACCAAUGCAGUGAAAAAAAACUUUUUCAAUUGAUUAUAUCUUAGCAUAUAACACAUUUAUUAUAAUGGUUCCUAUUUCAAAACAUUUUUACCAUUGAACACACAAGGAGAAAAUAGUCAACUGGCUGUAAUUGUAAUUGGUACCUACACAAUUUCCGAUAAUAAUAUAAUAUUGAAUGUAUUAGAUGUGGCACUUGGUGCAUGCUAUCGCCUAAUUGACACAACGGCGGUGUAUUAUAAUGCGCUGUACAUUAAAGAAGCACUUCAAGUAUUAUUACCAAAGUAUCAUCUGAAGCUUGAAAAUUUGUUUAUUACGUCAAAAUAAGCUCCCAAAUACCAUGGAGGAUAAGUAACUGCAAGUAAUAGAUAGGUACUCUGCAAAGGUCAUUGGAUAAUCUUGAUACCAGUUCCUUGGAUUUAUAUUUAAUACACUGGCUAGGAGCUGGGCGUACGCGUAUUAAUACAAAAAGUUCUGAAUUUUGUACAACUUAACUUGGAAGAUUCUUAUAAAGUUGCACUACGAUGACAAUGGUUCACUUAAGAAAAUUGGCAUAUCUAAUUGUACCAUAAAUCAUAAAGAAGAAAUGUUUGCCGAUCAAACGAAUAUUGCUCCCGCUGUUUAUCCGGUUGAAUUCCAUCCAUAUUUUCAACAAUUGUCUGAAACCUGAGUUCCAUAAAGUGUGCAGUAAGCCAAUAUUUUUCUACUUGCAUA